AUGUCGAACAAGAAGGAGGUCAGGACGACGGGCUACAAGCCCAAGUACAGCAUCAUCCUUCCCACGUACCAGGAAAGCGAGAAUUUGCCAUACAUGCUCUGGCUCAUCAAUAAGCAUUUGAACAAGGCUGGCAUCGAUUGGGAGGUAAUCGUUGUCGAUGACGCGAGCCCAGAUGGCACCCAGAAGGUGUGCGCCGAUCUCAUGCAAAUCUUCAACACCAAGGACAGGGAUUGCAUCGUGCUGAAGCCUCGACCGGGCAAGCUGGGCCUGGGCACGGCCUACCUCCACGGCAUCAAGUUCGCGCGCGGCUCCUUCAUCAUCCUCAUGGACGCCGACAUGUCUCACCACCCCAAGUUCAUCGCGCAGAUGAUCAAGAAGCAGCAGGAGAAGGACUACGACGUCGUGACCGGCACCCGCUACGUGCAGGGCGGCGGCGUGUCGGACCUCACGGGCAGCUUCAGGCUGUACAAGAGGGAGGUCUUUGAGGAGCUGAUCAAGAAGACCGAGUCCAAGGGCUACGUCUUCCAGAUGGAGAUGAUCUUCCGCUCGCGUCAGAUCGGCAACUCCAUCGCUAAUCAACUGUUUGCUCGAACUACAGCCGAGGUCCCGAUCACCUUCGUGGACAGGCAGUACGGCGAGUCGAAGAUGGGCAUGAAGGAGAUCACCCAGUACCUCGCCGGCCUCGUCUCCUUCUUCUUCCAGGCCAACUAG
This is a messenger RNA of Acanthamoeba castellanii str. Neff, 711 nucleotides long. Its product is annotated as dolichylphosphate mannosyltransferase polypeptide 1, catalytic subunit. Gene Ontology annotation, cellular component: endoplasmic reticulum membrane. The transcript is spliced from 6 exons. The record is from RefSeq and is a predicted model, not a curated record. NCBI's taxonomy places the organism in Eukaryota, Discosea, Longamoebia, Acanthamoebidae. Gene Ontology annotation, molecular function: dolichyl-phosphate beta-D-mannosyltransferase activity. Gene Ontology annotation, biological process: protein O-linked glycosylation via mannose; GPI anchor biosynthetic process. The coding region runs from base 1 to 711 and encodes 236 amino acids.